GUGCACCCUGGAAACUGCGCUUACACAGUAUGGCCGGCGAUAUUAGCUAGCACUCGCUCACGGUAUUCUCUGAAAAGGGGAAGUAGGCAAAACCAAGAAAACAACAUCUGGACUGUUUAAGGACUGUAUUAAGAUCAUAAAUUAUAUCUACCAAGCAAGGACCUAAUAAGCUGAAAUCCAACAUACAUUUUAAUUUCUGUUGUUGGUGUCUGUUGUCUCACGAUGGAGGAAAACGGUGCACACUUCUUCGAGGGGACCGAGAAGCUGUUGGAGGUGUGGUUCUCUCGACAAGAUGAGACCAAAGGAACCGAGGACCUUCGCACUAUCCCAAGGUUUGAGUGGGACAAACUUCUGGAGAAUGUGCAUUGUUUGAUCAUAAGUGUGACAAAGACUGACAGGCAGGAAGCAUAUAUACUCAGUGAGAGUAGCAUGUUUGUCUCCAAGAGACGUUUCAUUUUGAAGACAUGCGGGACCACCCUCUUACUGCAAGCGCUGGUGCCUCUGUUGGAGCUGGCACGCGAAUACUGCGGCUUUGAUGCCAUCGAGAACUUCUUCUACUCUCGUAAGAACUUCAUGAAGCCCACCCAUCAGGAGUUCCCUCACCGCAACUUUGAGGAGGAAGUGGAAUUUCUCAGCCAGAUUUUCCCAAGUACUCUUUCCAACACACCUCUAAAGCCAGAACAAGGCACCAUGUUCCACAGGGAUGGAGCAGCCUACUGUAUGGGUCGUCUGAACUCUGACUGCUGGUACUUGUUUACUCUGGAGCUGCCGGAGUGCUGGGAGAACAACCAGGCAGACCAGACGCUGGAGAUUCUGAUGAGCGAUCUUGACCCAGCCGUGAUGGACCAGUUCUACAUGAAAGAUGGUGUUUCCGCUAGUGAUGUCACUCGUAUGAGUGGAAUUCGUGACCUGAUUCCAGGUUCUGUGAUUGAUGCCACAAUGUUCAACCCUUGUGGAUACUCCAUGAAUGGAAUGAAAACGGAUGGAACUUACUGGACGAUUCACAUCACCCCCGAGCCGGAGUUCUCCUAUGUUAGUUUCGAAACCAACCUUUCCCAGACGACUUACGACGAGCUUGUGCGAAAAGUCGUGGAUGUCUUCAAGCCAGGGAAAUUUGUGACUACACUUUUUGUUAAUCAGAGCUCCAAAUGUCGCAGCGUCUUCUCCACUGCACAAAAGCUCGAGGGCUACAGGCACCUCGACCGCCAGCUCGCCCACUUCAACGACUACAACUUCGUCUUCAACAGUUACGCCAAGAAGCCGCAGCAGAGCCAGCAAAGCUGAGGCCCGCUAAUGAGGAGGCGCAAAAAGAAGGCUGUAAGGUGUGGCAUGCCUAGCCACACCCACCACCUCCUUCUGAUGCUCCGCCUCCCCCCUGUCCCGGAAUCCCGUCUAUGUAGCUGUGUUGCGAGUUUAACCCGUAAGCAUCCCCGUACCGAUAACGUAGAUAUCUUGCAUGAAAGCUCUCGUCGUGUCCGUGUAGAUAUUAUAGCUCACUCUUGCUGUGAUCUUGAAGUGCAUGUAGAGUUAUCCAGCAUGGCGUGUGCGAUGCGCACGCCACGCUCCCUUCCCUUCCUGCAGACCUCUCCCCUCAUCCUCCACAGACAGGGUUUCCGCCCCCCCUAGGCAAGGGCCCUGACGUGCUCAGAUGCGUGCAGGUAUGCUGUGUGAGUUGGCCGCUCCCCCAAACGCGCUCUGGUCAGUGAUCACACUUGAUCAGUUCUAGGUUUCAUUUCAGCCCAUGCACUCAAGUACAAACUAAAUUCUGUUGACUCUUGUGGUUGUGAUCUAGGUAAAUCUUUAAGUUCCACAUCAGUCGCUACUUCAUUAAGAUACAGCAGUUUCGCUCUCACUAUGUUGGCACCAGGAGAAGGGACAGCGGCGUUCUCAGAGGAUACCACUACCUUUUUGUUUUUAUGAAAUGAAAUUUUGCCAUCCUCCCCCUACGCCCCACUCCUAACACACCACACUGUGCCUUUUCCUUAUGACUGUAUUGCUAAUUUGAGUGUAAAGAAAAAUGUAAAAUCCUGUAAAGAGAAAAAAAAAAUGUAACUAUCAAGCUGCACUUUAAAACUCAUAGCGUACCAAGCCCCUCUUUUUGCAGUGGUUCACAUUCUGGAUAAGGAUUAGCCCCCUUCGAGCCAUUUUAGUUGUUUAUUUUGUAGCCUGUCCUCUUUUUUUGGUCCAAGCUGAAUGUAAAGGCUGCUGGGGAGGGGAUCUCGAGCAGUGAUAUGGAAUGUCUGAGGUGGAAUUGACCAAUCUGGCACACACAUUGUCCAGACCCCUCCCGCUGGCUGGCCGCUGCAGCUCCUGACUGCUAUGCACACCCUGUACUCAAUCGAAAACGGCGGGGCAGACGCCAUGCUUACUGCAAAGAUUGCCCCACAAAGCGCUUUCCAUUUUACACACUCGCGCACGCACACUCUAUCUGUACAGAAUGUGGCAGACACGCACUGAUCUGAGCAUGUCGGGGGUUCUCCCAGAUCAUUCCACAUUUAACAGUUGCAUAAACUGUUUUAAUUUUAUUGUGCAAACCUGUUUGUUUUUUGUUGUUUUUCCCCCCACAAAAAAUGACCCCAUUGGCACCUCCCCCCCACCCCCUCUUCUCUCCAUCCCUUUCCUUUUUGUUCUCUUGUUGAGCGAGGGAAAGAUGGUGUUCUGUACUGCAUGUCAGUAGUGACGUGAGGGUGCACCGUCCUGUGUCUGUGCCUCACCUCUUUUCUGUCUUGGUGUCCAGUGCUGUCGCCCCUCCGACUCUGGAUGGUUAGAAUGGGUUUUGGAAGUGGACACGCCCACCCUUCCUUCCCAAUGUUUAUUUGAACUGGUGGCAGAAGAGUUGGUGUUCUGACCUUUUUUUUGUGCAAACAGAUUUCCACGUGAUCUAGGGUGUUUUUUGCUUGUAAUUAUAUGGAGUAUAUUGGAUACUCAUAGAUCAGUGAAAUUUUAAUGUAAUCUAGCACAGAAACAGUUCUGGUAUUUUACCCAGACUGCUAUAUUUUGAAAUGAGUUCUAUAUAUCUACAAUACACUUUUUUUUUUUUUUUUUUUUUUUUUUUUAAAUAGGACAGUAUUGAGCACAGCUCAAUCUCAGCAAGUUUCUUAGGCAUAGGUUCAGCAACCUUGCAAUAAUUCUAGGCUUAUUUACCUUAAAGUAACCAUCACGGGUCCUGAUCUGGGAACGGUUUUCCCCCUUUUAACGUUUGCAUAGAUCCAGGUGCGAUUUUACCAGCACCUCUGAUCUAGAAACAGUCCCAAAGCAGCCUUUGGCGCUCUACACUGUAAGCCUGAACUAGGUCUGCAACUUCUCAGCCAUGAUGGGCAAUCAUGUUCUCUACAAAGACCAUGAGCCCUGUCAUGGCAGAGUAACUAAGCAUGAUUAAGGUGGUCUUGGCAGUUGAGGUGAAGUUUGGCUCUUGCCAGGGUGCUUGGAGCAAUCCGAGAGGUGUUUGUUUGUUUGUUUGUUUGUUUGUUUUUUACUAUUAUUAUUUACAUGACAAAUGAAAUGUAACACCUGCAUCCCUGAGAUUCUGUGAAGGGUGCAUUUUUAUUCUAGUUAUGUCAUAUAUAAAAUUAUUUGCCCCCACCCUCCUUUUCAGAGGUAAAGCGUUGACCACCUGUGGUUUAAUUUAAUUGUUUCCUCUCUCUUGCCUCUCCCUGGUGGGUGAGAUGGCACUCAUUAAAGGAAGAGUGGGUGAUCUGCUGCAGGGGUUGUGGUUUGGAGGUGCAGGGAAAAGGAAAGUCUGCUCUUUUAAUUCUCUCUUGCUAUUUCUUUGGUUGGUCAAGAUGUGCUAAGUAUAUCUGUACUAUGAGCUUGAUGCUUUAAGUAAUAAAAAGAUAAAUUGUCCGUC
Molecule: messenger RNA, 3847 nt
Organism: Electrophorus electricus (electric eel)
Lineage: Eukaryota; Metazoa; Chordata; Actinopteri; Gymnotiformes; Gymnotidae
Gene: amd1
Product: adenosylmethionine decarboxylase 1
Biological process (GO): spermidine biosynthetic process; spermine biosynthetic process
Cellular component (GO): cytosol
Molecular function (GO): adenosylmethionine decarboxylase activity
Source: RefSeq, a predicted model, not a curated record